AUGACGUACAAUAUCCGUCACGGGAAUCCACCAUCGGGAAAAGACGGUAUGAUCGAUUUAACUCAAUGUGCUCGAGUGAUCAUUGGUGAACAUGCCGAUCUCGUUGCUCUUCAAGAAGUUGAUGUAAAUACACAACGAACAGGUAGAAAUUUAAAUGAAAUUGAAGAAUUAGCGCGUCUAACUGGAUUGAAGUAUUUCUUCUUUUCAAAAUCAAUGGAUUAUCAAGGUGGAGAAUAUGGAAAUGCUCUUCUGUCGAGAUUUCCUAUUAAAGAUACAUUUCGAUAUGAAUUGCCAUUAGGUACUAGCGAAGAACAACGGUCUAUCGGUAUCAUAAGAGUUGAACUUCCAGCAUCUAAAUAUCCUCUUUAUUUUGCAUCGACUCACCUUGAAAUAUCGGAUGAAUCUGUUCGUCUGUUACAAGUGAAAAAAAUAUUAGAAAUUACUUCAGUAUAUUCUCAACAACAGUUCAUUCUUGCUGGAGACAUGAAUUCGCUUCCAUUGAGUGAAACGAUCAGAAAACUUCAAGAAGGAUUUACUCUGAGUUGCAAUAUAAACAAAUGUCAACCGACAUUUUCGUCAGAUAAGCCAACCCAAACAAUCGAUUAUAUCAUGAUUAAUAACCGGACAAAAUCACUAUAUAACAUUAUCAGUUACACGACAAAAUCCAAUGUCUAUGCAUCAGAUCAUUUCCCAGUAAUAACUGUACUAAAAGGAUCUUUUGUAAAUUUUCAGUUGUUUACGUUUUGA
Didymodactylos carnosus is the source of this 747-nucleotide messenger RNA. NCBI's taxonomy places the organism in Eukaryota, Metazoa, Rotifera, Eurotatoria, Philodinida, Philodinidae. The record is from the annotation of a GenBank genome assembly.